AGAAAGAAGGGCACGAGCUAGAAGAAUGCCGCAAAAGGAAAUACGUAAACAGCAAAAAAGAACAGGACCCAAAAGAAGUCACCACAGAGCAUCAGAAUGCGGGAAAUGGGGCAGAGCCGAGCACAACCAGCGCACGUUCGGUUCAGCAGAUUCAGAGCGCUGUUUUAAGUCUGCAACGGCCCUCCACUUCUCAGCAGCAUUGAUAGACAAUACGACCUCGCUCAAGAUUGAACAGCGUGUGAAGGAAAAAGUAAGAUUGUUGGUGGAUACUGGUAGUGACGUAAAUAUGAUAAAACUUUCAGAGCUGAAGAAAAAUAUACUGGUGGACGAAACCACUAUUUACAAACUAACAGGUAUAAAUUCACAGCCAGUGUUCACCAUAGGAUCAGUCACUUUAAAAAUCCAACUUGGAACAGAAGAUACAAUUGCCGUGUUCCAGGUAACGCAUGACAACUUUCCUAUAUCAGAAGCAGGGAUUUUGGGCGCUCCAUUUCUUCGAGACAAUGGAAUAAAUAUUAACUUCAGAACCUCUUCAUUGUCGACAGAAUCUCCAAAUCCAGAACCUCCAGAACCUCAGAUUAUCCAACCACGUUCGGAAACACUCAUACCCGUCUUGACAGACAAGGAAGAUGGAACAACCUUAAUAAUCCAUGCGCAGAACAUCGGAGAAAAAGGGAUUGUAUCGGGAAAUAUUGUCAAUCAUGUAAAGGAUGGACAAAUAUUGGUCUCGGUAAUAAACACGUCAGAGGAUCCCAUCGAAUUGUUUCCACCCCGACUGGGGGGUGUGCAACACGAAAUCUUCAGAGAAUCAGGUGCCUACGUCUGUCAUCAAAUAGAAGAACAGAAAGUUAAAGAGAGCCGAAAAAAAAGGUUAACAGAAACAAUUCGAAUGGACCACCUAAAUCACGAGGAGCGAGCCAGCCUCCUACGAAUAUGUAAAAAAUAUCAGGAUUUAUUCCAUUUUGAGGGAGAACCUCUAUCGUUCACCACAGCGAUCCAGCAUGAAAUCAAAAUUCCGGAAGGAACGGCUCCAGUAAACAUCAGGCCAUAUAGGCUUCCCUACGCUCAUAGACAGGUGAUUGUCGAGCAAAUGGAAAAAUUAGAAGAGGAUAAUAUUAUUCAACCGUCAGAAUCGCCAUGGAACGCACCUCUAGUAGUGGUACCUAAGAAACCUGACGCGAACGGGAAACCACAAUUCAGGGUCUGUGUGGAUUUUCGCCGUCUCAACCAGCUUAUCAUCGGGGAUGCUUUUCCAAUUCCAAGGAUCGAUGAAAUUCUGGACCAACUAGGACGCUCCAGAUAUUACACUACGCUAGACCUCGCCAGUGGUUACCAUCAAGUACCAAUUCGACCACAAGACUGUGAGAAGACGGGAUUUUCAACAGACAAAGGUCACUUCGAGUUUGUCCGAAUGCCCUUCGGACUAUGUGGUGCCCCAAGCACGUUCCAGCGUUUGAUGAACAACGUGUUGACAGGACUGAAUGGUAUGAAGGCGUUUGUAUAUCUAGAUGAUAUUAUUAUACACGCAGUCGAUCUAAUGGAACACGAGACUAGGCUGGAAGAAGUAUUCCAACGAUUGCGGAAAUUCAACCUACAGCUUCAACCGAACAAAUGUCAAUUCCUUAGACGCGAAGUCAUCUACCUCGGACAUUUAAUAACGGAUGCGGGUGUGAGACCCGAUCCGACAAAAAUCAGCUGCGUACGAGAUCACCCCGUACCCAGAAAUCCAACCGAAAUUAAGCAAUUCCUCGGACUCUCGGGUUAUAAAUACCAGGAUAUAAUGUCGCUGUAUGAAGCUACCGCAAAAAUUUGCGGACAAAUGACAGAGCGGUUCGGAAGUACGGAAAUAUCAAAUGCAUGCGAACAAUUCGUACAGGUAUUUUCAAGAGCAACAUUGCCCUACCUGUAUGAAAUCGAAACCAGUCAUCGUAAUAUGCUGCUUUCCAUUGGAGAUAAAUACACGGGGGAAGCUAGGAUACGACGAGGAUUGGUCCACACAGUACAACGGAUGGUGAAAGUCUUGUAUGGCAUGUAUUCAAAUAUUGACACCGAUUUCAUAUUCAAACAAAUAAUAGCUCUCAGUCUAAGCAGAAAUCAGAACAUCACCUUAAGCUCGGAGAGGAUAAGAAUCAUGCAGGUGGAUACAGACAAACAGAUAAAGAAGAUCACAGAGCAUCAGGAAAAACUGGAGGAAAAUCUCCAGUAUUUACAAGAGCAAACUAGAGUAGUCAUACAAAAGCUUGACAAAAUAGAAUUUAAAACAAGGCUACUGGAACAGGCGUUUCUUUUCGAAAUUUUACUUAAUCAGUAUUCAUACGAAACCCAAAAUUUAAUGGCCGUAAUUAACUCAGCAAUGAAUGGCGAAAUACAUACAAGCGUGUUUUCAUCGGAGAAAUUUCUCAUGGAAUUGAGGGAAAUUAAGAUGAACUUACCGGUAGGAACAGCAUUGCCACUAGAACUUAAAGCAGAAUCUCUAACAGAAUUUCUACAAAUCUCUGAUCUAACAAUCCUGCAUAGAGAACACUACUUGGUCUUUCUUAUAGGAAUACCUUUAACGUCUGUUGAGGAAUAUACCAUGUAUCACCCUAUUUCACUACCCAUCCAAUAUGGCGAAAAUACCAUAGCCCUAAUUCCCCCUGAAAUCGACUACCUAGCAUUAAGUAACGAUAACGAAAAUUUUAUCUCAUUAGGGGUAAGUCAAUGGGAAUCAUGUAGUAAGUUAGAGUCAUAUACACUUUGUAAGGGUGAGCAACCGAUCCAUUACCGAACGGGAUCCAACUUAUGCGAGUUAUCUCAAUUAACUAAAUUUAACACCCAUUCGAAAGACUGUAGAGUCAAACUAGUCACAUUAGAGACACCCAUUUGGCAUCGAUUAUCGAAGACAAACUCUUGGUUGUACUAUACUCAACCAGAUUUAUGUACGAUUAAGUGCACAGAUCCUCCGCAUACAUUCAGAGUUGAGAUCUCGGGUGUGGGUAGGUUGACCACCUCCUCAUCUUGUGAAAUUCAUACAAAAAGUUCUAUACUCGUACCAUUCUCUAAAUCCAAUAGAAAUAUUAAGCUUGAUAUAAUACCGGAAAAUCGUAAAUCCAAUAUAAAAUCAAUGUUAACAGAAACUUUUUGCUCAGUUAUGCCACAGAACCUCACUAAUGUAAAAAUAUUUAAGGAUUUUAAUUCAUUAGCUCAUAGAGCAAUGGAAUCGAGUGAACUUAAGCCUAAACCCACAGAACCAUUGUUUAUUUUUAAAAUAGAAUUCCAUAUUACCAUGCUUUAUAUAUCCAUAACCUUUUCUAUAUUAUUUAUAAGUGCAGUAGCUAUAAGGUUUAAGAAUAAAAUCAUAAAAAUGUAUAAUCCGGAAAUUGCGGACAAUCUUUCAAAUAACAAUCAAGAUAACCUUUAAGUUUGUAAUUUAAAAAAAAAAAAAAAAAAACCCUUUUUGUAUUGUCUUUAAGUUAGAAGUAAAAUUAAGUUAGUUUAAGUAUAAAAGACACCAUGUGGCGGUAUUGUAACUAGGUGUACCCGUAGUUUAAGAAAUUUGUAAAAGUAGUAACUUAGGUCGCAGGGACUGCUCCAGUUUAACGCUGGGGGUAUGUUGUAUAUGCAUGCCUGUGUGUAUGUAUAUAUGUAUGUAUGUAUGUAUGUAUAUAU
This is a messenger RNA of Rhopalosiphum maidis (corn leaf aphid), 3648 nucleotides long. RefSeq lists its product as uncharacterized. NCBI's taxonomy places the organism in Eukaryota, Metazoa, Arthropoda, Insecta, Hemiptera, Aphididae. Gene Ontology annotation, biological process: proteolysis. The record is from RefSeq and is a predicted model, not a curated record. The coding region runs from base 26 to 3400 and encodes 1124 amino acids. The transcript has a single exon. Gene Ontology annotation, molecular function: aspartic-type endopeptidase activity.